AUGGACCGAAGCCUCGACGAGAUCGUCGCUGAGCGACAGCGUAACUACCCUCCUCGCGGCGGAAGAGGUCGUGGUGGCCCUCCCAGAAGAGGUGGUCCCAGCAGCUACCCUCGCGACGGCGUCAGAAAGUCCACCAGAGAUGACAGAGCCAACCUGGACAACGACUGGGUCCACGAUCGAUACGAUGACGACCCACCUAGCGGUCCCCGUGGUGGUGGUGGGAGAUCCAGAGGAAGACGCGACGAUCUUUAUGACAGAGAUGACCGUCGAAAUGAUCGAGACGAUCGAGAUAGCGGUAGAGACCGCGAACCGCCUCCGCCCGCCAAGAUUCGAGUCGAAAAUCUACACUACGACUUGACCGAGGACGAUCUCUACGAACUGUUCAGCCGCAUCGGCCGCGUCUCUGAUGUCAAACUUCGCUAUGACCGAGCCGGCCGCUCAGAUGGCCAGGCAUUCGUCAGCUAUGAGAGACUCAAUGAUGCCAACAAAGCUAUCCGCGAGUUCGAUGGUGCAAAUGCCAAAGGCCAACCAAUUCGCCUGGUUCUCAUGCCACCACCACGCCGCGACAACCCUUUUGACCGUGUUGAGAACCCUCGCAGUCUAUUCGACCGCAUCGAGGCCCCACGUGCUCGAAGACGCUCAGAAAGCCCCAUCUCCGACUCCGACGAUAGGAAUACUCGUCGUGGCAACAGACGUGGUGGUCCCAAUGAUAGUAGGCGCAGCGACACCACCAAGCCAGCUCCCGACAACAUCGACAGAUAUGUGCCGGGCCAGAACGGCGGUCGCAGUGACAGCAGACGAGGUGGGAGGAGACCGGGAGAGCGCCGUGAACGGGGCCGAGGACGUGAUGAUGGCGGCCACAAGCUCGUUGGCGGUCGUCCAAGAAAGACGCAGGAAGAGCUCGAUGCCGAGAUGGAUGACUACUGGAAUGGAAAUGCUGGAGCAAAUGGUCAAAGCAACACUGCUGGCGCCAACGCUUCAGCUACAGCUCCAGCCCAGAACAAUGCUGCGUCAGCCGAUGCAGAGAUUGACAUGAUGAUUGAAUAG
This is a messenger RNA of Cyphellophora attinorum, 1047 nucleotides long. RefSeq names its product putative RNA-binding protein. Lineage: Eukaryota; Fungi; Ascomycota; Eurotiomycetes; Chaetothyriales; Cyphellophoraceae. The record is from RefSeq and is a predicted model, not a curated record. Gene Ontology annotation, biological process: mRNA export from nucleus. The transcript has 6 exons. Bases 1 to 1047 code for a protein of 348 amino acids. Gene Ontology annotation, molecular function: mRNA binding. Gene Ontology annotation, cellular component: nucleus.